Molecule: messenger RNA, 528 nt
Organism: Zygosaccharomyces rouxii
Lineage: Eukaryota; Fungi; Ascomycota; Saccharomycetes; Saccharomycetales; Saccharomycetaceae
Gene: HAP5
Product: Hap5p
Exons: 1
Coding region: 1-528 (175 amino acids)
Biological process (GO): regulation of DNA-templated transcription
Cellular component (GO): CCAAT-binding factor complex; nucleus
Molecular function (GO): DNA binding; DNA-binding transcription activator activity, RNA polymerase II-specific; protein heterodimerization activity
Source: RefSeq, a predicted model, not a curated record
AUGAUAAGAAUAAUGGCAGAACAAGAAUUAGAAUUUAUGGAGAACCAUGAAGAUGUAAGGGAGGAUAACGAUGAAGGUAAUACGAAUGCUGGCGGGACUACAACUGGUAGAGUACCAGAACAAGAGGAUGAAGAGGAGUUUGACGUCUUUCGAAACGUAGGUCAAGGUUUAGUGGGUCAUUACAAAGAGAUAAUGAUUCAAUAUUGGCAAGAGCUAAUUAAUGAAAUUGAAUCAACAAAUGAGCCCGGGUCACAGCACACAGAUGACUUUAAAUCACACUCAUUACCACUAGCGCGAAUUAAGAAAGUGAUGAAAACUGAUGAAGACGUUAGAAUGAUAAGUGCGGAGGCACCAAUCCUAUUUGCUAAAGCUUGUGAAAUCUUUAUUACAGAAUUGACCAUGAGGGCUUGGUGUGUGUCGGAGGAGAACAAAAGAAGAACUCUACAAAAGGCGGAUAUCGCAGAGGCGUUACAGAAGAGCGAUAUGUUCGAUUUUCUAAUUGAUAUUGUACCAAGGCACUUGCAGUAG